This is a messenger RNA of Acanthoscelides obtectus, 627 nucleotides long. The record is from the annotation of a GenBank genome assembly. NCBI's taxonomy places the organism in Eukaryota, Metazoa, Arthropoda, Insecta, Coleoptera, Chrysomelidae.
AUGUUAGAUGGAUGGGAUGACGAUUACGAUGAGUUGCUAAUAAACUUUAAACCUAUGACACGCGUAGAUGACGAUGAUACGUGUGAGCAACAGAAGCGGACUAACGAGGAAGAGGAGGAUCAACUUAGGUUGUUCUCCAGCCGUGAUGUUAUUGACCAUAAUGUACCACAAGUCAUAAAUGGUGGUGUCGAGCGCGCUCCCGACGAGCAGCAGCUGAUGCGCACAAUGUCCCCUUGUGUAUCAGUAGGAUCUGAGCGCUCCUUUGGUUUCACAUACGUAGAGAGUAAAGAGAACAGUGACCAAGGGCCUCCUACUACACGGAGUCACUCUAGUGAUCUUCAUGUACCUACUGACAGCGAGGAUGACAGUGAGGAGGGGUACCCAACUACCUUACAUGACAUUCCAAUACCUGAGAAGUCUUUACGCAUACAUGCCAUCAUGGCUCUACGUCGUGAAUUGGUACAGCUUAUCAGCGAGGCUCGAGGUUUGGCUAAUCUGAUCAAACCACCGAUAUCAAUGGAUAGGUGGGAUACAGAAUGUAUGGGGCAUAAGAACACCCAACGUCUACUACGAGCAAUGCAAUACCGUUCACCGGAAAAACAAAGCAUUGUUAGACUAACGCUAUGA